AUGGUUACUUUAAGAGGUUAUUGGGUAAUAGCAUUGCCACUUCUGAAGGUGAAAGAUGGAAAAAGAAAAGGAAGUUCCAAUCAAGCCUUCCAUACAGAGAGCCUGAAAAAUAUGGUUCCUGCAAUGGUUGGCAGCACAAAGAGAAUGCUGGAGAAAUGGAAUGAACAACAAGGAAAUGAGAUCGAAGCAUUUGAAGAAUUCAGAUUACUAACUUCAGAAAUCAUUUCAAGAACAGCAUUUGGAAGCAAUUAUGAACAAGGGAAAGACAUAUUUGAGUUGUUAGCAGAGAUGUGCAAUAUCUUUGCUAGAAAUGUUUACAAGACUAGACUCCCUUUUGUUUGUAAAAUUUGGAAAUGUAAAGAUGAUAUAGAAUCAGCAAGAUUGGAGAAGAAGAUACAAGAAUCUGUUACCCGAAUCAUAAAGGUUAACAAAACCAACGAUGAGAAAAACAGGAUUAGCAAUCAAGAUCUGAUCGACGAAUGCAAGACAUUUUACCUUGCAGGACAUGAAACCACAGUGAACAUGAUCAUAAAUGAAUCACUGAGGCUAUAUGCUCCUGUGACUAAAGUGAUAAAAAAUGUUAAGAAAAAAGUCAGAUUGGGGAAGAUCAUAAUUCCAGCUAAAUCCCAUGUUUCUGUUCCAAUAUUGGCAAUUUACCAUGAUCCUGAGAUUUGGGGAGAAGAUGUUUAUGAAUUUAAGCCAGAAAGAUUUGCAUAA
This is a messenger RNA of Impatiens glandulifera, 717 nucleotides long. RefSeq names its product cytochrome P450 CYP749A22-like. The record is from RefSeq and is a predicted model, not a curated record. The transcript has 4 exons. NCBI's taxonomy places the organism in Eukaryota, Viridiplantae, Streptophyta, Magnoliopsida, Ericales, Balsaminaceae. Gene Ontology annotation, molecular function: monooxygenase activity; heme binding; oxidoreductase activity, acting on paired donors, with incorporation or reduction of molecular oxygen. Bases 1 to 717 code for a protein of 238 amino acids.